This is a messenger RNA of Didymosphaeria variabile, 2181 nucleotides long. RefSeq names its product Heat shock transcription factor (gene CTA8). Bases 1 to 2181 code for a protein of 726 amino acids. Lineage: Eukaryota; Fungi; Ascomycota; Dothideomycetes; Pleosporales; Didymosphaeriaceae. Gene Ontology annotation, biological process: regulation of DNA-templated transcription. The record is from RefSeq and is a predicted model, not a curated record. Gene Ontology annotation, molecular function: sequence-specific DNA binding; DNA-binding transcription factor activity. The transcript has 2 exons.
AUGAAUAACUGGGAGCCUGCGUCAGGAGCGGGGGACAUGGGCGGGUUUGGCGACGGAGCGUUCUACGAUCAGCUUGGAGGUUAUGGCGCGAAUUUUGGUCCACAGCCGUCGACACACAAUCGUGUUGUGUCACUUGAUGGGCUGAAUGACGGUGCAGACCUUGGUGCAGGCCAGCUGGUCAGGCGGAAUCAAAACCAACAACUCGCGGCUAGAGGGCGCAGUCCGUGGGGAUUCAAUGAGCAAGGACAGUCGGGCGCAUGGGAGAACACGGAUGACGACGAGGAGCUGGAACGGAAGGCAGCCAUUGCUAAAAAGGACGCAUCCGCGAAGAGGAAAACUAUACCACCGUUUGUUCAGAAACUCAGCAGCUUCCUAGACAAUGGCAACAACACGAACCUCAUCCGCUGGUCAGACGACGGCAACUCUUUCAUUGUGCUAGACGAGGACGAAUUCGCGCGAACGCUUAUUCCCGAGCUUUUCAAGCACAACAACUAUGCUUCGUUCGUGCGGCAGCUGAAUAUGUACGGUUUCCACAAGAAGGUCGGUCUUUCCGACAACUCGAUGAAGGCGAGCGAAACGAAGGCGAAAGCACCAAGCGAAUACUUCAACCGAUACUUCAAACGGGGCCGACCGGAGCUGCUCUGGCUAAUUCAAAAACCCAAGAACGCCCCCGCCGGACCGAAGCGGAAAAGGGACGACGAUACGAAAGGUGACAGUGAUGAAGAGAGGAAAUUCGCACCGGAUGGGGGUGGAGGAGGCUACGUUGAGGAGCUAGCUGUACGAGGGAACAAUGAGGGGAUGGCGAUGAUACCGAGAGCGGAAUAUAACAGCUUGCGCGCGGAAGUGCGGACGCUGCAACAACAACAAAAGGUAAUAUCGAACGUCCUGGGUCAGAUACGGAGGCAGAACGACCAACUCUAUCAGCAAGCAACAGCGUUCCAGACUUUGCACGACCGCCACGAGAACUCGAUCAACGCCAUACUCACAUUCCUUGCUACGUUCUACAACCGGAGUCUCGAAGGCAACACCAACAACAUCAACAUUGCAGACAUGUUUGGAGCUGCUAUGGGUAACCAGCAGCCGCAAGGUACUGUGGUUGAUAUGGAAAACUAUCCGGAGGCUCCCAUAGCCCAAUCACCGCAAAUGCAAAAGAGGACGCCCAUGAAGCUUCUUCCGGCGCCACCCACAAGAAAAGUAGAAUCACUAUCGCCUCGCGCAAGAACUGUCAGUCCAACUGUCAGAACUGCUGCUACCACUCCUCUGGCUGCCCCAAACGAAAGGCCAGCCACCACAUUUCAACCUGGCAUGCCCCAGACACGGACCGCAGCUAGACCCACAAACACUAUAUCAACAUUCGGCGCGCCCCUCAAGGUCGAGACUAAGCCGUUAUCCCAGGAUCCUAUGUCUCUACCGGAAAACCACGAGAUCAUGUCUGCAAUCCAAAACGCGAAUGCAAACGCCACUGCCGGCGGCUACAGCCAAGCCCCGCAGAUCGACCUCCCAGCAGCUUUGAAUAGCUAUCAGCAUCAGGCUGGACAAACUCCAUUGACUACUCAGCAGCGCAAUGAUGUUCUAUCUCUGAUGGCACAUAACACUUCCGCCGCAUCCCCUAACAGUGCGUUCGCUGCGAAUACAAACAAUGCGCUCAACAACCCACAACCUCCGCCGAUGCCCAACCUCGAUCAACUACAGCAGACAGAAGCACAACUUGCCUAUCUUCAGAGGGUUUCUGAAGACCAGAACUCGCGCGUGCAGUCCCUCCAAGAACGUCUCCAGCCCCUCAGCCCCUCAGGCCAGAUCCCAGGCCUGGACGCAAAUAACUCGUACUUCGGCAACGCAGAGCUCGGCGACCCCGGCUCUUACGAUCUCGAUCUAGACUCCUUCGUGCAAGACAAUGACUUCUUUCCUUCCACCACACAAGGCGAUGGCAUCGCGACAGCGGAUCCUACAUUGCCGGAUCUGAACUAUACACUUUCCGGUGAUAACUCCGGGUUUGGUGAUGCUAAUGCGAGUGAGCCAUUCAAUUUUGGGGGUGGUGACGGGGAUCACUUAGGUGUUAAAGACGCGGGAGGGGGCACGGUGGAGAGCGUGAGUUCCACUGCGACAAGUCCGGCGAGUGCGACGGUAGAGGAGGUGGAAGAUGAGAGCAGGAAGAGGAGUCCGAAAAGGAGAAAGAAGUAG